GUUUACGCAGUCGUUUGGCAACACUAUUUAUACUAAUACUGGAUAGCGAAGGAUGCAUUUCUAUUGUUAAAAAAUUAGAAUCUGCAUUUGACAAUCGCGUAUAUAUUUUGGAAAAUAAUUACAACAUUGAACUUUGCGUAACUAGGAACGUAAACAAGUGCAAAAAAUAAAAACUGACUAUUCAUUUGAAAAAAUAGAAGCAGGAGCCGUAGGAGAUACAGUAAAUUAUAAAAAAUAAGUUCUACAUUGUAUUUUUAGAUAAAGAACAAAAUAUUGAACGAAAAACUUUGAUUUCAAUACAGAAUGCCCAUGGGAGCAGAACCAGUUUAUCAACCAACAACCGUUUCGGUAUCCUAUGAACCUCGACCAGGCAGGAACAACAGCAGGCGCGCAUUAGCAUGCCAGAUGUUAAGCAGUCAUCGAUUUCAGCUAAUGCUGCUAUUUUUUGGACUUUUAUGUUUGGCAUCUGGCAUAUCGAUAGUAGCUGGUACCAUCGUCAGCCAUAUUUAUGGUAAUAAUGACACAAAUGAUUUUCAAUCUGACGACGAUGCGGUUAUCCAUUGUGCUAAACUACCACUUAGCAUGAUUGUGUCAGGUGCUUUUUUCAUUUUAAUCGGACUGUUUUGCCUGGGCGUUUAUAUAACAGUGGCUGAUUGGCGACGUAAUUGUGUUGUUUGUCAAUGUCCUUUGUUUGAUAAGAAGAAAUCGCUAGCUAGACAAUUGCAUUCCCAAAAUGGUGGCGGUUGUAGUGAAGGCAUAAUGGCGUUAAAUCCUUCAACAGAUCCGUUGGUAUCACAUACGCAAUAUGCUCCAGUUUCAGAAUUGCCACACCGUGGUGAUGAAGAAGAACGUAGAAAUUUGAUGCCAGACAACAAAGAUUGUCUCAGCAGCGCUGAAGAAUCGGAUCGUAUGUUAGAACCCGAUCCGCGUAUUGUCUUGCGUCCGAUGGGUCGCCUCGAUGAUGCUUAAAAUCAUUUAUUGGCAUAGAUUAUGUAAAUCGAUUCCGCAGCUGGUGGCUACUUGCUAAAAGUAUGAAUGGGAUUUGAAUAUAGGACAUAUUUUUUAUAAGUUGUCACAAAAAUUUAAUGUAUGUGGGUGGAGAGCAAGACAUAUGGUAGCGGCACUGACCCCCAAUCGAUACGAAGGUAUAAUUCAGAUGGAUUCAGCAGUAUACCAUUUCAACUUUCAUUUCGGACAAUUAACAUGUCUUUGAUCGAAUAUUAUUUAAUAUUUUUUCUUAAGUUAUGAAUAAGCAGGACAUGUACUUAUAACCUUAUUCAUAGAAUGAAAAAUGUAUGUAGUUCUGAAAAGCUUUAAAAAAUUGCAUGUUCAUACAAAUAUUCCAACUAUAAUGCACUUAAAAUCUAUUUUACUUUUUAUGAAUUCGGUUGCUAGAUUUUCAACAUAUCGUCGUUUAAAAUACAAAGCCGCGUAUCGUCGUUCUACAAAACCGCGUAACUGACAUUUUUUACCAAAAAUUGGAUUUGCUCACACAAGCUCUUGGCUAAAGCCUUAUCCAUUCGUCCUGAAAUAUACUAGGCAGAAUUGUGAUUGCUUUAUAAAAAAGAGAACCAUUUUGAAACUGAGUAUUUUUACUCUAGAAAAUAAUUUAUGCAACCUCACAUGCGCGAUUUUAAUUUAUCUUGGUACGCGGUUUUGCAUUUUGUUGAUACGGGUUUUGUACAUUAAACGAGAUGUGUUUAAAUAUUCUAUUAAAUUUUAAACUAAAUAACAUAAUCUCGUAGCUGUAAGCAAUUACAUUAUCGCUUAGAUAAGGCGCGGCAAUUUGUUGGGCACGCACACAUUUACAAAAAA
Molecule: messenger RNA, 1815 nt
Organism: Rhagoletis zephyria (snowberry fruit fly)
Lineage: Eukaryota; Metazoa; Arthropoda; Insecta; Diptera; Tephritidae
Source: RefSeq, a predicted model, not a curated record